Sitodiplosis mosellana (orange wheat blossom midge) is the source of this 2608-nucleotide messenger RNA. Its product is annotated as cilia- and flagella-associated protein 52. Gene Ontology annotation, biological process: cilium assembly. Bases 192 to 2360 code for a protein of 722 amino acids. The record is from RefSeq and is a predicted model, not a curated record. Lineage: Eukaryota; Metazoa; Arthropoda; Insecta; Diptera; Cecidomyiidae. The transcript is spliced from 12 exons. Gene Ontology annotation, molecular function: protein binding.
AUCGAAGAAAAAAAAACAGAUUCGGUGUUUUAUUUCCGGUGUCUAUUCAAAAGUAAACAAAAACAAUGCGCAUGAAAUUUGUAACAUAGCAACCGAAUGGAAUUCAGGUGAAAUGUUGUUUAUUCAAUACGGUUGAAUGUUGAGUGAGCUCGAUUAGUAGUGUUUCUGUAUAGAAAAAUUCUCUUUGGACAAUGGUCGAUCCCGAAUUUGCCGAUAAAAUUGAAGAACUUGAACACAUAGCUAUAUUUGGAUUUGAUGGUACUAAACCAAGUGGAUUGAAAUUGCAUCAAAAUCACUUAGUUUUUCCGCUUGGCAGCAAAAUCUCCAUUCUAAAUGUUGUAAACAAUAAGCAAGAAUUUCUGUGCGGUCACACAAACACGGUAUCAACCAUAGCUGUCUCAAAAUGCGGAAGAUACGUUGGGUCUGGGCAGAUAAGUCAGAGCGGAAGCCGUGCGUAUGUAAUUCUAUGGGAUUGGGCGAGUCGGAAAGAGAUCAACCGAUAUCAAUUACACAAGGAUGAAGUACGUGCAUUGUGUUUUUCAUCGGAUGGCGAGCAUUUGAUAAGCUUGGGUGGUCUUGAUGACGGUCGAUUAGUUGUCUGGAAUAUAGCAAAAAGAACGGCCAUAUGCGGUGCGUCAGCCAAAAAUGAAGUCACUGGUGCAGCGUUUGCAUUGUGCGCUUUGCACAAACUCGGCAACAUCUUUUUAACAUGUGGCGAACAACAUCUUCGAAUCUGGCACAUUGAUACGACAAGCAACAAACUCAAUGUGCUCAAUGCAAGUCUUGGGAAAAUUCGCCGAAACUUCACGUCGAUGAUAGUUAGCGCUGACGAUUCAACAAUAUAUGCGGGCACAAUGACCGGUGAUAUUGUGAAGUUGAGACUGAAUUGUCGCCAAAAUGAGUUCAAUAAACCGACACUCAUCGGUGCUUAUGGACGCCAUAAUCCCAGAAAACCUCUAGGCAAAGACUGCGAGAAAUAUAUGAACGGCGUCCGUGACUUGAUCUACUUGAACAAUGAACGACAACUGUUGAUUGGUGCUGGCGAUGGAACCAUUGAGUUGGUCGAAGAACGCAAUAUUUUUAUCAAAGACUAUCCACUACCAACGUGGCCUAUGUUAAAGGCACUGAAACGGAAGAAAGUGAACGGAUGCGUGACAUCUCUUCAGCUGCACAGCAAUCAAACCGUUUAUAUUGGAACGGAUUCAUGCGAAAUUUACACACUCGAAUAUCAAACAUUCACGUUAAAACUGCAAAUCACUUGCAACAGCUGCAUCGUUAAUGAUAUCGCAUUUCCGAAUAAUUUUUCAUCAGUUUUUGCAACGGCAAGCUAUGAAUCGGUACGAGUUUGGUCAUUGAUGAAAAAACAGGAACUUUUGCGCAUUGUGGUACUAAACUUUUCGGCUGCGGCCGUUGUUUUCUCUUUUGAUGGACAAAGCAUCAUAACUGCCUGGAAUGAUGGUGUCAUCAGAGCAUUUACACCUCUGACUGGCAAACUGAUUUAUGCUAUAUCGAAUGCACACAACAAAGGUUGCUCAGCAUUGACGAUAUCAAGCUGUGACAAUUUACUUGUGUCUGGCGGAAAUGAAGGCCAGAUUCGAAUUUGGAGAAUCGACACUACGCAACAAAAUCUCAUAACCGUUUUAAAAGAGCAUACCGCACCAAUUGCAUCUUUGCAAUUCAACUGUUUCGACCGUGAAAUUGUGUCAUCCUCCAGCGAUGGGACGUGCAUCAUUUGGGACAUAACGCGUAUGAUUCGUAAGCACGUUCUCUCGGCAAACACUCAAUUUACCUGCGUUCAAUUCUUCCCGACUGGAGUUCAAGUCUUGGCCACUGGAACUGAUCGAAAAAUUAGCUACUGGGAAGUGUUUGAUGGCAGCUUAGUGCGACACAUCGAAGGAAGUUCAAAAGGAUGCAUAAACUGGCUUUCGAUCAAUUCAUCGGGUGAAAUGUUCGUGAGUGGCGGUGUCGAUCAAAUUGUCAAGUUAUGGGACUAUCAAACGGCAUUACAAGUCGCAGCUGGCGUGGCUCAUGCUGCAAGUAUUGUAUCUUGCCGAUUCAGCCCAUGCGGGAAAUUUAUUGUAACUGGCAGUACAGAUGGUGCAGUUAUUAUUUGGAAAGUUCCACAGAAAUAUUGGCCAAAACCAAAUGCCGAUCCAUUGAAUGUGUCAUCGAUUGAAAGUGUGAAGAAGAAAUUCUCGAAAUACGAAAAGCGGCCCGAAGAUAUCAAACAUGUCGAAUCAAAUCGAUCGAAAAAGGAUUUGCAAAUUUUUGAAUGUCCACCAAUGAAAGCUGACACACAUACACCGAAAAGUCACAAAUCCACCAGAUCUUCGAAAACAAACAACAGCCGGAAAAAUUGAUUUCUAAUAAAACAUUUUAUUCGUAACUUAAAAAAAGGCAUAGAUGAGUCUUUUCGUUUCGAUUUCUGAAUAAAGAGACAUUAUUUGGCAUCACAAGGAUUUCGGUAUGGUUUUUUUUACAGAGAGACUCGAUGAUAUGGUAAAUUUUCACUUUCCACGGCUGUGGCAUGUGAUUAAAUGUCAUUGGCGCUAUCAUCGCUGAUCAAAACGCGUAGGAAUUCGCGAAUCUUCUCGCGAGUUUGCUUGAG